GGCUAGCCGUUCGCGUGCAGCCGUUCUAUCUCUCGCCAAACAUUUUCUCUUGGAAGGCACUCGUUUUCCUUUUGUCUCUUUGAGAAAAGUAUCUUCCUUGUAAGCCAUCCCGCAUCCGGGCAGUGUAAGUCAACCACUCCACUCCCGCGCGCUCCCCUCUCGCGGCUUCGGUUCUUCCGCCCGCCGCCGAUUGCUGCCGAGAUGAGGUCGCAGCUUGACGCCGCCGCCACUGCGUCUUCGCCGCCGGCGUCCGCUCUCCGCCCCUGUCCGCCUCGGGCCCUCCUUAGGGUUUGCGCGUUCCCCGGGCGGUUCCGCGUCAGGCGCAGUGACGGGAUCAGGGUUAGCUGCUCGGCUAGCCAUCUUCCCAGCGGCAUCAAACGAGGAGGAGCAAGAGUGUUCAAAUCGGCAAAGAGAACAUGCGGAAAGGAGACGGAGUCUAAUGUGAACACGCCAACCACGUCGGAGGCAGAAAAUCACCUACACUUUCCUGUUAAGGGAAACAACAUGGUGAAUAUAGUAAGCAUCACAUUCUGCCUUCUACAUAGAGUUGUUAUAGGCCAGAUGCAGUUAAUGAUGAAAUCAUUCCCCAGGAUAUCACAAAAUAUUACAAGUUUGCCAUUUGCUUGCAUAUCUGAUCCUAUUAGAACACCUGUGCCUCUUAAGCUAGAUGUGACUCUUCCACCACUGCCUGAUGUCAGAUGGAGUAUUUCACGCUUGUACUAUCUAUUCAAUACACAGCUUGACCGAAACAUUGCCUUGUCUAUUAUCACUUUGCUCGUCACAUGCUUUUCUAUUGUGUUCGUUGGAGGAUUGCUAUUUCAUAAGUUCAGGAAGAAAGAACAGCCUCUGGAGGACUGCUUAUGGGAAGCUUGGGCAUGUCUAUGUUCAUCAUCUACUCAUUUGAAACAAAGGACACGUAUUGAGCGUCUUAUUGGGUUCUUUCUUGCUAUCUGGGGUAUAUUGUUCUAUUCUCGUUUGUUAAGCGCGAUGACAGAACAAUUUAGAACCCAAAUGCAUAAGGUAAGGGAAGGAGCCCAGUUGCAGGUCCUUGAGGAGGAUCAUAUCGUUAUCUGUGGAGUCAAUAGUCAUCUGACGUCCAUAUUGAAUCAGUUGAAUAAGUUUCAGGAAUCAGCAAUUCGCCUAGGUACUGCUACAGCAAGGAAGCAGAGAAUUCUCCUUCUCUCGGAACUUCCCAGAAAGCAUAUUGAGAAGCUUGGAGAUACCAUAUCUAAAGAUUUAAAUCAUGUUGAUGUAUUCACCAAGAGUUGUAGCCUUAGCUUGACAAAAUCAUUCGAGAGAGCAGCAGCAAACAAAGCAAAGUCUAUAAUCAUCUUACCAUCAAAAAAUGAACGAUAUGAAGUGGAUACAGAUGCAUUUCUUUCUCUGUUGGCUCUCCAGUCUCUUCCACGAAUUGCAUUGGUUCCUACCAUUGUUGAGGCUUCUAACUCGACUACCAUCGAACUUCUGAAAUCAAUCACAGGCUUAAAUGUGCAACCGGUGGAGAUGGUUGCCUCUAAGUUGUUUGUGCAGUGCUCUAGGCAAAGGGGCCUUCUUAAAAUCUACAGACACUUGCUUAAUUCUCGCAAGAAUGUUUUCAACAUUUUCAGCAUUCCUGAAGUAGGAGGCAUGAAGUUUAAGGACGUGAGACUUAAAGUCCAAGAUGCAGUCGUUUGUGGUAUUUUUCGGUCUGGUGGGAUUCACUUCCACCCAGGUGACGAUGAAGUAUUGAAAGAAACAGAUAAAUUGCUUCUUAUUUCUCCUGUCUGCGGGAGGAUAAAAUCACAGUAUUCAGUUUUAAAUAUAUCUGAACGAACAGAUAAUUCAGUUAAUUACUCAGAACCAAAAGAGGGUCAAAGAUCUUCUAGUGUGGUUACUGAGCUGAAGGAAACGCGGCUAAAGAACAUUGUAGAGCGGCCGUCAAAAUCACUCUCUAAGAGCAGCGAAUGUACACUGGGACCAAGGGAAUGCAUACUUAUUGUUGGUUGGAGGCCAAAAAUUACCGAUAUGAUUCGAGAAUAUGAUAAUUACCUUGGACCUGGUAGUGUAUUGGAAAUAUUGUCAGAAACCCCUAUUACAGAGAGGACGAGUGUUGUCAACCCCCUUAUGCAGAGCCAACUUAAAAAUAUUAAAGUUACUCAUAAGGUGGGAUGUCCUAUGAACUAUGAUACUUUGAAGGAAGCGAUUAUUAACAUUAGGAAAUCUGCCAAGUGUGACAAAAAUGUUCCUCUUUCAGUCGUGGUGAUAUCUGAUAGAGACUGGCUCAUUGGAGAUACUGUACAGGCUGAUAAGCAAUUGGCAUAUACCCUUCUCCUUGCUGAAAAUAUUUGCCAGAAAAAUGACAUUAAGGUUCAGCAUCUUGUAUCAGAAAUUGUAGACACGGGGCUGGGAAAGCAAAUAACUAGAAUAAGACCCUCCCUUUCAUUUAUUGGAGCAGAGGAAGUUAUGAGUCUUGUGACGGCACAAGUUGCGGAAUGUAGUGAGCUGAAUGAAGUAUGGAAGGAUAUUCUGGAUGCUGAAGGAGAUGAGAUUUAUAUUAAGGAAGUAGGACUGUACAUGAAGGAAGGAGAGAAAAUAUCAUUCACUGAGCUGUCUGAAAGGGCAGUUUUGCGUCGUGAAGUUGCCAUUGGUUAUGUUAAGGACCAGAAGCAGCAUAUAAAUCCUACGAACAAGUUGCAGCCACUUUCUCUUGAGAUGACAGAUUCACUCAUCGUGAUAUCAGAGUUUGAAGGUGAACAACCAAUUGUGAGGGGCAGCAAAACUUCGGCAUGACAUUUUCAGCUUGCCAUUCUUCUGAAAUUUUGACAGUUUUUGCUACCCAAGGAGAUGAAAUAUAGCCUGUUACUUAUCUGUUCAAAGAGAUAAAAAAUGUCAUUUGAUCAAAUAUAACUUGUCUCCAUAGCUAUAGAAAUUUUGUGGCCACUUAUAUUAUUGUAAAUGACAAUAGUUAUAUUAGAUUACCCAAUGGCAUGUUUGGUAGGCUGCAUGUGGGCCAUGCAUGCUCUGGGGAGCCCAAUUUGGCCUGUUUGGAUGUCUACUUUUACUGUGUGGCCUGCAUGGCAUAAUGUUUAAGGCUGGUCACGAUG
Triticum urartu is the source of this 3083-nucleotide messenger RNA. RefSeq names its product putative ion channel POLLUX-like 2. Lineage: Eukaryota; Viridiplantae; Streptophyta; Magnoliopsida; Poales; Poaceae. Gene Ontology annotation, biological process: monoatomic ion transport. The record is from RefSeq and is a predicted model, not a curated record.